Bradysia coprophila is the source of this 1209-nucleotide messenger RNA. RefSeq names its product DUF1676 domain-containing protein Osi14 (gene Osi14). Gene Ontology annotation, cellular component: membrane. NCBI's taxonomy places the organism in Eukaryota, Metazoa, Arthropoda, Insecta, Diptera, Sciaridae. The record is from RefSeq and is a predicted model, not a curated record.
AAAUCAAGCAACAAAUCCGAUACGAUCGUUGAACUAUAAUCACCUUAUCCAAGUGAUCAAAGUAAAAAGAGUUAAACUCAAAUUAUUAACAAUGAAAGUGUUUUUAGUGUCGACCAUGCUUUUGGCUGUAGCUAUGGCUGCACCAGGACUCAUGGAUAAUCAAGUGGAAAGUGAUAAUUCAAUUGUGUCGAAAAUUUUCCAAUCUUGUUCGGAAAGCGGUGAUUUAACAACAUGCUUGGCUGUUAAAGGAAUAAGUGCAUUGAACCGUGCUGCCCGUAGCAAUAAUUUGGAAAUUAUUCCCGGAGUGACAUUCCUCAAAAAUCCAUCCUAUUCAUCACGUGUUGGUAAAGCUCUAUCAGAAAAUGAAAUCGUUGCAUCUCUGCCAGCUGAUGCAUCAGGAAAAUCCGGACGAUUAUUUGAUCUUGCUAUGGAUUCCAUUUCAAACUUCUUCUCUUCACACAAAUUGGAAGUACAAUUCCCAGAAGAAACAACAACCGACAUUGCACGCGCCAUCGAAGAAGGACGCGGAAAGAUUAAGAAGAUUGCUGCACCAAUCAUUUUGGCCAUCGGUGCUAAGGUCAUCGCAUUGAUUCCAAUCUUUUUGGGUGGUCUUAUUCUUCUCGCCACAAAGGCUUUGGUCGUUGCCAAAAUCGCUUUCGUUGUAGCAUCAAUUCUUGGAUUCCAAAAAUUGUCCGGUGCUGGUGGUUCCGGAUUCAAUUUACUCAGCAAAUUCUCGGGCGCUGGUGCUAGCGCAACUCCCCAAUGGGGAAAUGCAGCUCCAGCAUGGUCGAAUGCUGCAUCCACUCAAGGCUGGACAUCGGGUUCAGGAAACUCAUAUCCGUAUGCUCGCAGUUAUGAUGCACAAGAUAUGGCAUAUAGUGAACAAGUACCAACAUCAUCUUAAUUGCAAAAUUCGUUAGAAUAACCCCCAACAACAACACCAACUAAUCUCAAUAAUUCUUUGAACGAAUAUGAUGCCAAAACUAUGCCGUCGUAUAUUAAUGUAAAUGAUCUGAUAACAACGCAUGUUUCCGUGUUGUACUUCAGAUCCUUUGCAUUUUGUAAUGUGUUGACUCUGAAUGAAAUUAAGUAUAUAGUAUCUAUACAGCUUGGUAAGCUAUAACUAAAUUAUUUAUUUAAUAUUUAUAUGAUCUGCUAAAUUAUUGAAUUAAAUAAAAAUUGAAAUGUGAGUUAAAUGUAAACAGAUGG